CCAAUAAUGUUCUUGAAGAUUGGCUACACUAAAGCAGCACAAAACACAAGAUUACAAGUCAAAUACACCAGGAAAUACCAAAAACACCCAGAACCAGAAUCAGGCAAGAAAGUCUCAUGUAGCUUUUAAUGCACAAAAUUGGGAGAUGUAUAAAUAAUAGUAGUAGUAGUAUUUAUUUAAAAGAAAAAACAAAAAAUAAUGAUUUUGAAGAGUCAAGUCAAAGCAAUGGAAGAUGGGAUGCUGAACAAGAAGACUUGAAAAACCCAAAGGGAAAUUCCUCUGGCACAAAUAUAAAGACCACUUUCUCUUGUAUUUCCGACAAAAAAGAAAAAUUAAAGAUGGAAAUUGAUAGAACCUACAACAACUGUUGUUGCUGUUGUAGUUUUUGGGUUGCUUUUAAUUUCAAGACUUGGUUAUUAGUUUUAUUGUGGAUCUCCAAUUUUCGUCGUGGUUCAUGGUUUCUCUCUCUUUGUUUUCAUACAUAUUCUCGUUCUCAAUCACACCUGUCUCCAUAUAAUAAUUUGCCCUAUGCGUGUUUAUUAUUGUUACAUUUACAUCACAUGCGCCACAAAUUCCUCUCUUUUUUGUAUUCUUUCCUGCCGAGAUAGGAAGAAUAAUUUUAUUGUUAGCCCUAGCUUUUUCGAGACGAGUCAUUGAUUCUAGGGCUCCUGGGCUGCUGUUUAUCUGCCAUGGAAGCGGGUUCCGAAGGGGAGAUGAAUAGGAGCAUGAAUCAGAGCCCUGCGGAGGGCUCUAAGAGGCCUAAGCGCCAGAUGAAGACGCCGUUUCAGUUGGAAGAGCUCGAGAAAACCUAUGCAAUGGAGACAUACCCUUCUGAGGCUACUCGUGCAGAAUUGUCAGAGAAAUUAGGCCUAACUGAUCGACAGUUGCAGAUGUGGUUUUGUCAUAGGAGAUUGAAGGAUAAGAAGGAGGCAAUGGGACCGGCAGCCAUGAAGCCCCACACUCCUGGGUCUGGUGGAGGAAAGGGAUCAAUUGAAUCCCCUAAAGAGGAAUACCAUGGGCAGGGCUUUGGUUCUGGUUCCAGUUCUGCAUCUGGCUCUGGAUCUGGCUCAAGUCAGUUUGAUAAUGGAAAUGGCUCUCCAAUGCUUCCCACUAGGUAUUAUGAAUCUCCUAGAACAAUUAUGGAGCGUAGAGUGAUAGCAUGUGUUGAGGGGCAGCUGGGAGAGCCCUUAAGGGAAGAUGGACCAAUUUUAGGUGUGGAUUUUGAGGAAUUGCCCCCUGGUGCAUUUGGUACCCCAAUAGUGCCUACAGUGAAGCAAGACCAGUACAGGAAUUCUUUUGAAAGCAAAUCACAUGGACAAUAUGAUGUGAAGCACAAGAAAGCUUCAUCCACUGGUCCUCACGAAGCAGUCGAGUCUAAAAUUCAAGCUGACCCCUAUGAGUACAUCCCUCCUUCUUAUAUCUAUGGUUCUCCAGUUGAUGUUGUGAACACGAAGACUCUGUCAGCGAUGCAUGGAAAUGGUUAUCCGCCUCAGCAACAUGUUGUUGAGGGCCAGAUGAAAAACUUGGACGCACAUCCUCAGCCAGUUACUCAGAUGCAGUUAGCUUCAUCUUCAAGGAAUUCACAUAUCAUUAUGCAAAAUGAAGAUAAUAUGCCCAAGGAGAGAAAACGGAAGAGUGAUGAAGCUCGAAUUGGAAGAGAAGUUCAAGCCCAAGAAAAGAAGAUUCGGAAAGAACUUGAAAAACAAGAUCUUCUGAGGCAAAAGAGGGAGGAGCAGCUGAGAAAAGAAUUGGAGAGGCAAGAACGUGAAAGGCGAAAAGAAGAGCAACGAAUGAUUCGAGAGCAGCAGAGGCUUGAGGAGAAGUUUCAGCGUGAGGAAAGACGUGAAAUGGAGCGAAGGGAGAAAUUUAUGCAGAAGGAACUUUUGCGGGCUGAGAAGAAGAAACAAAAAGAAGAGCGGCGCAUAGAAAAGGAAGCUGCAAGACAGAAGGCUGCAAUGGAAAGGGCAGCAGCACGGAGAAUUGCUAAAGAAUCUAUGGAGCUUAUUGAGGACGAGCGUCUGGAACUGAUGGAAUUGGCUGCUUUGAGCAAAGGAUUACCUUCUAUUGUUUCUCUUGAUUACGACUCAUUAAAAAAUCUUGAGUCAUUCAGAGAAGUUCUGUGUGAAUUCCCUCCAAAAUCUGUGCAAUUGAAACUUCCUUUUGCCAUUCAACCGUGGAUUGAUUCAGAGGAAAAUGUUGGGAAUCUCUUCAUGGUUUGGAAAUUCUGUGUCACAUUUGCCGAUAUUCUUGGGCUUUGGCCUUUCACCCUUGAUGAAUUCAUACAAGCUUUACAUGACCCGGAUUCAAGGCUGCUUGGUGAGAUACAUAUUGCUGUUCUUAAACUUAUUGUAACAGAUAUCGAAGAUGUUGUAAGGACACCUUCAGGCGGGCCGGGCACAAAUCAAUACAGUGCUUUCAAUCCUGAAGGUGGACAUCCUCAUAUUGUUGAAGGGGCAUAUACAUGGGGUUUUAACAUAAGAAACUGGCAGAGGCAUUUGAAUCCAUUGACAUGGCCUGAAAUAUUGAGGCAGUUUGCACUCUCUGCUGGUUUUGGACCACAGUUGAAGAAAAAAGGCAGUGAUCAAGGUUCCCAAAAUUAUAAAGAGGAGAGAGGUUGUGAGGAUAUUGUGUCCACUCUGCGGAAUGGUUCAGCAGCUGUGAGUGCAGUUGCAAUGAUGCAAGAAAAAGGAUUGUCCCUACAACGCAGGUCAAGACACAGAUUAACUCCUGGGACUGUUAAAUAUGCUGCUUAUCAUGUUCUUGCUCUUGAAGGAAGCAAAGGACUAAAUGUCAUUGAACUUGCUGAGAAGAUUCAAAAAUCGGGGCUUCGUGACUUGUCAACCAGCAAGACUCCAGAGGCUUCUAUAUCUGUUGCUUUGUCAAGGGAUCCAAUACUUUUUGAAAGAAUUGCUCCAUCAACAUACUGUGUACGACCAGCUUUUAGGAAGGAUCCUUCUGAUGCUGAAUCAGUCAUUGCAGCAGCCAAAGAGAAGAUACUGCGAUAUGCAAAUGGUUUUCUAGCUGGUCAAAAUGCUGAUGAGGAAGAAAGAGAUGAUGAUGAUUCAGACAGUGAUGUUGCUGAUGGCACCGAAGCUGAUGCUUUGGCCACCCCAUUGAACACCAACAAAAUUGAUGAACCAAAUGAACUUGACUCUUGCUUACGGAAUGACAAAGAAAAACCCUCUGAUGAUGUUGAUCUGAAAAAUGAAAUUUGUUCCGCUGAUAAUGGGGAUGGAAUUUCCCAGAAAGGUGUUGAAAUUGAUGAGAGCAAAUCAGGCGAACCCUGGGUCCAAGGGCUGACGGAAGGUGAUUAUUCUGAUUUAUCUGUUGAGGAGCGUCUGAAUGCCCUAGUGGCAUUGAUUGGAAUUGCAAAUGAGGGAAACGCAAUUCGUCUAAUUCUUGAGGAUCGGAUGGAUUCUGCCAACACACUUAAAAAGCAGAUGUGGGCUGAAGCACAGGUAGACAAAAGGCGAAUGCGAGAAGAAUUUAUUAGCAAGUAUUGUGAUACUUCUUCCAAUGUUGGAGCAGAGAGGGGUUUAAGUCCACUAGAAAAUAAGAUUUAUGAUCCAUCAUCAGCCCUUUUAGAGAAAGACAAAUCCUCUGCUGUGGCUGAGGAUGUUAGAAACAGUGUCGAGAAUCCACCUCAGGACCCAUCAAUGGGUCAUUUCAUCUCUGCACCUCAACAGAAUGGACAUACAACAGAGAGGUCACGAUUGCAACUAAAAUCUUAUAUAGGCCAAAGAGCAGAAGAACUGUAUGUGUACAGGUCCUUGCCUUUGGGCCAAGAUAGAAGGAGAAACCGUUACUGGUACUUUGUGGCUACAGCUUCUUGCCUAGACAGUGGUGCAGGUAGAAUCUUUGUAGAAUCACCAAAUGGCCACUGGAGACUUCUUGAUUCUGAGGAGGCAUUUGAUACUCUUUUGACAUCUUUGGACACCCGGGGUACUAGAGAAUCUCAUAUGCAUAUUAUGUUUCAAAGGGCUGAAGCUUGCUUCAAGGAAUUUGUUCGAAGAAAUCGCUUAGUCUCUAAUAGUUUGGACCAUAACAGAAACAAGGACCAACAAGAAACAGAUCAAAGAAAUUGUAGUUUUGCUGGCCCCAGUGUUGAGAGUCCUGGCAGUGCAGUAUGCAGUUCAAACUCUGAUGUUUGUGACCCAUCACAAUCAUUUAGAAUCGAAAUUGGAAGGAAUGAGGUAGAGAAAAAUAAUCUCUUGAAGAGGUAUGGAGAUUUACGAACUUGGAUGUGGAAGCAAUGCUUCAAAUCGUCAAUUAUCUGUGCCAUGACAUUUGGAGAGAAAAGGUGUUUGCCAGUGUUGGAAAUCUGUGAGUUUUGCCUUAAUACUUAUGAUGCUAGUAAAGUUACUUGUCCUUAUUGCAAUCGAAAUGAAAGCUCAAGCUCUUCUCCCCUGAGAGUUGGUUUGAUCAAAGCCGUGCUUACUUUACUCGAGGCUUCCAUUCCCUUUGAGGCUCUCCAUUCUUCCUGGACUGAUGACCGAAGAAAAUCUUGGGGCCUCGAGCUGCAGAAUUGUUCUUCCAUUGAGGGUCUUCUACAGAUAGUGACACAGUUUGAGCAUGCCAUUAAGCGUGAUUAUCUGUCGGCGGAUUUUGAAACAACGGAAGAACUAUUGUGCUAUUCGGAUGCAACUGGACGUGCUACUAGUGAUUUUACCCACAGCGAAUCUCUCCCUCAACUUCCUUGGGUGCCAAAAACCAGCGCUGCUGCUGCUCUGCGGCUGUUUGAGCUUGAUACGGCUAUUUUUUACACCUCAAAGCAGAAGUCUGAGUCUCAAGAUGAAAAGAAAAUGGAAGCUCUACCAGAAUCUGCCCAACGGUAUAGUUACACAAAGGACAUCCAAAAGGCUGAAUCUAUGGAGCUUGAUAGGCGUGGUUCUCUGAAGGGGGAAGGGUGGGAUACUCGUCACGGCACUCCUGGCAGCUCUGGUUACAGGCAAGUCCCUCGUGCUCGAGGUGGGCGCCCGCGUGGAAAGGCUCAGAAAAUGUUCAAGGGAUCAACAUCACAAUCCAGCAAACGGAGUUUGAAAAUUCCCCGGAAGCAGGAUGCAAGAUCUACCGGACAGAAGAUAGGGCGCGGUCCCAGAACUCUGCGGAAGAGGAGAAUAGAUAAGAAAUUCCUCGCAGAGAUUCCACAGGACGACCUACAAGAUGCAGGCACCUUUGGGAAUGUUGAAGAGGAGCCAAGAAAUUCAAGCAGAGAGGAUGUAGAUAACUUUAGCCCUCCAAAUAUUGUUGCUGGAAAUGACAACAGCAGCGACAGCAUGGAAGAAUCCGGCGAUCUGGAUGACAAUAACAAUGCGAAUGAGAAUCUAUACAGGUACGAAAAUUGGGGAGGAGCAGCAACUUUUGAUGCGAAUUCAAAUAGAAGCAGUGAGAUGAUGGAGGAAGUUAGUGAAGAGGAAGAUUGUGAAAAUGGCUACGCCGACGGGAACAUGGAGGCAGUAGACAUGGAAAGCAACGGCUACCCUUCAGACAGGGUCGAAGGGAACCAGGAGGAUGACGACAUUGACAACGACGAAUCGUCACAAUCAAUAGCUUCAAGGGAUUACAGUGACUAAAGAAGCUCACAGAAUUUUGGAGAAGAAAAUAAUCAAAAGGCUCGAUCUUAUACAAAAAUUAUAUAUAUGACUGCAAGCAUAGCAUUAAUGUUGUCUAAUUCUUCAGCUUACAUUCAUAUUUCCUCCUCUAGGGUCUGAGAGGGAAAAAAAAUGAACCUGUCAUUUGAUUGCAAUUUGAUCUUAUCAUUUAGGACAA
Messenger RNA from Andrographis paniculata, 5769 nucleotides. Its product is annotated as homeobox-DDT domain protein RLT1-like. The record is from RefSeq and is a predicted model, not a curated record. Gene Ontology annotation, molecular function: DNA binding. NCBI's taxonomy places the organism in Eukaryota, Viridiplantae, Streptophyta, Magnoliopsida, Lamiales, Acanthaceae. The transcript is spliced from 19 exons. Gene Ontology annotation, biological process: regulation of transcription by RNA polymerase II. The coding region runs from base 690 to 5573 and encodes 1627 amino acids.